AAAUGGUUCAUCAUCAUCAAGAUGAAUGUAGCACGUGACUAUUGAGGAACAGACAGACGUGUAACCACACGAAGACAACUUGAGUAGUUCUUUUGACUAAAAGACAGAACAGUUUCAUUUUUGACUUGCUCCAUUAUCUCAUACGAUUGAAAAAAUGAUCUGCAUACUUAUUUUCUUCUGUUUAUGGCAUCUGGUUGGUUCAGUAACAGACAGAAUGAAGAUGUCCGUGAUGGAGGGAGAUGCUGUUACUCUUCACACUGAUGUUACUGAUAUACCCAGACAAACUAUAAAUUACAUACAGUGGAGGUUUGGACCUGACAAAAAAACAUUUAUUGUCAUUCAGUUUAAUAAGGGGGCACCUGUUAUUAAUUAUUUGAAUGCAGAGAUAUUCAGAAACAGACUACAGAUCGACAAUCAGACUGGAUCUCUGACCAUCAGGAAUAUCAGAACAACAGACUCUGGACUUUAUCAAAUGAUAAAAUACAAACCUUUCUACUUCAAUGUUAUGGUCUAUGCUCGUCUGGCCAUUCCUGACAUUACUAGGGACACUUCAAACUGUUCAUCAUCAGGAUCAUUAGGUCAGAAUUGUUCACUGCUGUGUUCAGUGGUGAAUGUGAGUGCUGUGACUCUCUCCUGGUACAAAGGAAACAGUUUAUUGUCCAGCAUCAAUGUGUCUGAUCUCAGCAUCAGUCUCUCUCUUCCUCUGGAGGUGGAAUAUCAGGAGAACAACAGCUACAGCUGUGUGAUCAACAAUCCCAUCACAAACCAGACCACACAUCUCAACAUCACUCAACUCUGCCACACAUGUGCAGACUCUGUCAACUGUUGCGGUUUCACUGAAGUUGUGAUUCGAUUGGUCAGCUCUGCUGUGGUGGGCGUGGCUAUUGUUGCCAUAGUGAUUUAUGACAUAAAAUCCAGAAGAGCUAAGUUCCUGAAUGAUGGUCGUGAAAAUCCUGGAAAUAGAGAAUUUAACAGUCAAUGGACAGGAAACGAAUACAAUCUUGAUGAAAUUUGAAUAUUGAUAUAUUCAGCUGUAAAAUAUUUCUUUAAAUAAGUAAGAACAUUUCUCUUGAUUACCACUUCAAUUCUGUUGGAACUAAACUCUGCAGGACAUCGGCACUCCAGGACCGAAUUUGUAUACCCCUUGCUAUUACAUGGCAGCUCCUUAUAAUUCUACAACAUUAUAAAAAAAUAAAAAUAAUAAUAAUAAUAUAACAAAAAACUUUCAACUCUGUUACCAUACCAUACUUUGUCUUUAAAUUGGUGAAUUAUCUCCCACAAUAUGUAAGAUACAGGAAAUGAUGUCACUUUUUCUUCACUGUUAAGAUCUGAAACACUGAAUGUGCUCUCAUGAAGAAAAUAUUUUAAUCUAAAAGUGACCAACGAAUUGGGAUCUCGCUUAUGCCCCAUCCACAUGGAGACGCAUUUCGCUGUAAACACAUACAUUUUGUGUCGUAUAGGCGUUUCAUCCACACGGAUCUGCCGUUUUGGGAGAGUGAAACCGAUAUUCUUUUAAACCGGAUCCCAGAGUGGAUAAAUUUGAAAACGCCACCUUUGCGUUUGGACAGCGAAUCCAUAUAUUUUAUGAAACAAUGACAUCAUUGUCCCAUGUCUCGCCCCUGGUCAGACACCGCAACGUCAUGUAACAGAAACAAAUGCAUGAAAAAAAAUACUGUACAUUAACACAAAAAAAGAUUGGAUAGGGAAAGUUGUGGCUUCGUGUGGACGUAGCCUUAGAGAGACCAAUCUACUUUGAGUGUAACCUAAAUGAGCCAAUCCACAUUGGCAUGCAAUUAUUGCAUCCAGCUGCCGUUGAUCACAGCGUGAGCAUAAAAAGGCAUCAGGUACAACGCAAAUUAGCUUUUCAAUUGGGGCCCGAGAGACAACAUCGUUGUAAAGAUGACGGAUCAUCUUUUUAAACAUGCCAUUACCCGUACGUUUCUGGAUGCAGUCAUUACCUAAUGCCGGGUGAUAGACACGAUCGCUGGGUCAUGUGUCUGAGCAUUAAACACACUAAGGUGGUGUUAGCGGGUGAGUCAUGUUCCCAUUGCAGAAAGGUGACCAUCUCUGAGCUGGGUUUUCCUCCAGGGUGGCAGAGCUCCAUUGCCUCUGCUGCAAUCGAGUGUUCUUCCUAGCGGCUGCCAGAUGAGGGCUAUUUCCAGCAGUAGAUCAUGUUGUUUGAGGUUUAGUGGUGGCAAACCCCUAGGCGAACCAACCAUUUCUUCUCUAGUGCUUCCCUACCUGUUUAGUUACCAAAGGAACGCGCUGGGCCCUAUUCAAAGAGCGUACCAAUGGUAUUCUUGAGUGCUCUUCCCGAUGACCAGAUGUCGAUUACUGCAUCGGAGGCAGAGCUCUCUGGAGAGGAAGAUUCUGCAGUGCUGCUGACCUCCGGGGUGGUGGCAGGGCCUGAAUCGGAUCCGGACCCGGGCUGCCGAGAGGCUGAUUGGUUUCUCAGAGUGCCUCCGUGCCUUUAUUCCUGGAGGUGCAUGAGGAGCUCACCAGCUCAUGGACAGCAACUACUGCCGGAAUCCAAUCUGCUGGGUUCUUCUCCCUCACCACACAUUUGACAGUGGUACAGCUGGGGGGCAAAGGCACCGAAGGAUCUGCACAAGGGUGUCAUGAUCCAGAACCUGACCUCACGUUCCGAGCGAUGUAGAUCACGACAAGUUCUCUGGGUUGUUCGAUUUCCACACUUGUGGUCCAGGAGCGCCAUCUCUGGCUGUGUCUGGUCAAUAUGAGGGAUGGCAACAAAGUUCGGUUUCUUAAAGGCCAUCUUUCAAUUUAAUUGUAUAACUUAAUUUAUACAGAAUCUCGUAUGAAAAUGUUAAUUUAAAAAUGACGUAAAAAUGACGUAAUGACAGGCAAACAUAGGCGCUGCCACCCUGGUUCUCAGUGUGGGUUUAGGUCAUGGGUGCCCAACCCUGCUCCUGGCGAUCGAUUGUCCUGCAAAGUUAGCUCCAAUCCUAGUCAAACACACUUGCCUUUAAUUUUUAAGUGAGCCAGAAGACCUUAAUUAGUUGCUUCAGGUGUGUUUGAUAAGGAUUGGGGUACCCCAGGUUUACGCAGUCUGAGAGGUGGUUACAGAAAAGAGAGUUUGUCAUUAUCACUAUUAUAGUAUGUUUUUGUAUCAAUGACUGUAUUAACAUGAACAACAUAUUCCCAUCCUAACCGGAACACUAACUGCUUUCAUACACAUACUCCGCAGUACAUGCGAGCUCAUUUACGUAAUGUCCGUUGGAAAUACUAAAGGCGGUCUCACACCGGACGAGAAGCGCCGCGUCGUGUCGCGCCACAUGUAAGACAACUCAAGGUAUCGCACACCAGACGCGCACAUUCUAUAUGCGUGAGCUCAAUUUCGCAGCAGGAUGGGAGAGUUUUAACUUCAUCUAUUAUUAUUAUUUUAAAUAUAUGAUUUUAAUUGAUAAAAGCUGAGUUUUGAACGUUAAUUAAUGAAAAGAAUCUGUGUUAUUAUAAUAAGUCUGUUAUUGUUUUGUUGUAUCUGUUGUCUAGGCAACUGUGCAGCUGAAAACGUAACCAAACACUUUGUAAUGUUUUAAUUGAAUGAAACAAGUGUACUGUAUUUUAAUUUCAGUUUCAGUUUAUAACAUCUGGGUUUUUUAAUAUAAAACUAUGCAGAUGGCGCUCUGUGGCGCGGCAGAAAUUUGAACAGCGUUCUGAGUCGUAGCUGCGCUUCUCGUCCGGUGUGCGACCCCCUUAAGAGAGGAGUAGUAUAACAGCAGGCUAAAUUCAGAAUUCCAGCUGGCCUGUUAUGCUGUUCAGAUAUACGGCCCAAACGCUUGACAUCUGCAGAAGCAGAACAUGCGGACACAGGUCUGAAAGCAGUUACUGAUUAAAAAUCAGCUAGCAAUUUCUAAAAGAAAAAAAAUCACGAUAAACUAUGUUGUGCAGAAAUGCACAGCAUUUCCAUCCCUGUCCAGACUAGCAAGCCGUCAUAGAUGUACGCUAUAGCUUACAGCAUUCAUUUAAAAUCUGGGAUCUAAAUUCACAUGUUGCUGGCAUAGAUGGUGACAAUCUACAUGGAUGCUUGAAACAACAGUUUACAGCAAUAUUGCUAAAUAUGAUUUAUUAAAGAUACUGCAAUUUGAUAAACAUGGAGAUAAUGUUAGCCACAAUUAGCUAUAGCCUGUGGUCACUCCACCGAUUCUCCUCACACCACAACUCUAUCUCUCUCCUCUGUCCAUUUACCCUUCCCCUUAACUCUGCCUGACCCCUCUCUUGCCUAGGCGGCUCAUAAUUAUACGGCAAUGGCCCAUUGUAAGAGUUCACAUUAACCCCAACUGCAACCUCUUCACUGUCUGACUCCAUUACGAAGAGAUGAGAUUUACCAGCCGUUGCGUCACUUCCGAUCAGAGCAUUUUUGACAGCGGAAGUAAUUUUACUCACAAUUUCUUUUAAUAAACUUUUUUAAUGCACAUUUAUGAUUAAUUUCUUCAGGCAAAUCAAGUUCCUACACUAUUUAUCUACACAUUCAUUCAUUGAAAGAUGGGCUUUAAUGCCCAUGUGUCCCAGACCGGCCUCUUCCACAACAUAGUAAAGAGCUUGGCCCAGCAGCUCUCGGUUGCACGGAAGUAGACUGAGGCGGUUCAUCACACCCUGCCCCAGCGGGAAGCUGAUGCCUUCACCUGUCUGCCAUUCACAACACCCCAGCCUGCCUGUUGCCAAGGGCCACUGAAAAUAGAAUGAGACCGCAUCGGCACUGGCUUCAUGGCCUCCACCUUCAUAACCCCUGUCUCCACCACUGGCUAGGGGGCCACACACAACAGGCAUGCAGUGUCGGGGGUGUGGACAUGCCCCCAUGUGUACUUUCAUAUCAAUUGCCUAGAGUUGAUAGCAGUGUGCCUUGCCAAAACCGUCUUAAAGGGUGCUUAAGAGGCAAGCACGGAGGUUCUUGUGACUUACCCCAAGAGGUAGUUGACACCAUCACUUUGGCGAGAGCACCGUUUAUGAGAUUUAUGCCUAGAAGUGGAACUUGUUCAUCGAGCGGUGUUCUUUUCAUCGAGAAGACUCCCAGAGAUACUCGAUCAGGGUUGUGUUUUCCUUUACCCUUGUCUAAGUCUUUGUUGCUGCUAACCGUUACCCAGUGGAAGGGAAAGUCGGUAGGUAAGCAUGACCUGGUCAUCAGGUUAAAUCCUCCCUGACUCCCCUACAUACCCUCUUGGGACCUGUCUCCAGUGCUUAAAACACUACAGAAAGGUCCAUUUGAGAAUUUUCAAUCAGUCAAGCUAAAGUUUCUUUCUUUAAAAACUCUGCUACUGCUUACCCUGACCUCCAUCAAGAGGGUAGGGGAUCUGCAUGCAUUUUCUAUAGAUGAGUGUUCAUAGACAGCUUGAGUAGCAAGAUUGUGUUCAGUUUUAACUAUUCCUUCAAUUUUGUAUUUUUUUGGGUAAUAAUAAGAAGCACUUCUUCUGGUACUUAUUGUCGCUGCAGAGUGGCUCGCAGUACCGCAGUUUAGACACAGCCCCUGGUUUCUGUGUCUCUCCUUCUCAAGAAAGGUGAGCUCUGCCCAUCUGCAUGGAUUCAGGAUCGAAGCGACGAUCAGCUGUCUUCUCCACCAUACCUGAGAAUUGGUCAUGACCUUGAACCGCUCUUCCAGACAUCAGUGUGACGAUAAAAGCCACUUUGGAUUCCUCUGUGGGAAAAGAUGAAGGCUGGAGAGCAAUGUGAAGAGAACACAUAGUUAAAAAUGAAUGACAUAACAGGGGCUCACCGGAGGAGACAGUUGGUGAGCAGGUGAGCCAGUGAGCAGGUGAGAAGGUCUCAGCCACACGGAUACUGCGAGGCAGUGACCCGAUCUAACUCCGAUCCAAGGCAGAGGCAAUUUAGGACUCUGAGGACAGGAGAGAAGACGGGACAAACUCAAACAAUGAUCUCACAACAUGCAGUACCAAACACAAGAGAGAUAAAGACAGCAAAAAACAAGUGGCAGGUGCAGCUGUGCUGAUUAACCUGUCAGCCCACGGUUGCUGGUGCAAUGCUGAAUGAGCAAUCAGACAGGUAACGAGAGACAGACGUGCAGAAAUGAACACACAGAUCCAUGAACCGUGAAACAAAGUAUCCUAAAAUGUCUAUUCCCAGCAAUCUGCCUUGGAAUGUAAACAUUUUAAAAACAUUUGACAAUAAUGAACUUUUAAAAAGGUAUACUGCCUUAAUUGCAGGGUUAUUAUGACUGUUGUAGAACUUGUUGGGACCUUUAUCCUUGUUUUCAUUAACAAUUUUGGCAAAAAGUAACGGCUCUUCUUACCUCCAGUUUGGUUUUUCUUUUAUGUUUGCAUGUCUUAAUGUAUAUCAGCCAUGAUUAUUUUUUAAUUAAAAGGCUGUUUAAAUGCAUAUUAUAUGCAUGUUUACUACAAGAUACAUACAUGUAAGACGCUGACAAUUAGCUGAACAUAUACUUGUUUAAUUAGUAACUCUUAGCCCGCAUUUAAAAAUUUGAAUGUGGCAAUUAACAUUUUUAUUUCUGAAACUUAUUUUUAAUAUGGCAGUGCUAUAGAGCAAUAGGGUUGUUGGAACCUGAUAAAAAAAGAGAAGAGAAAGAGAAGAUCUGUAUGUUAAUAUGAGUGAGUGUGUAGUUUAUCGGUGCAGGAAUGCUUUUCAGCUAACUUGAACUUCAACUUACUUCAUAUUUGACUAACUAAACAGCUUUUCUGUGUAAAAUAGACUGUAUCAUCCAAAGCAUCUAUCAUACCUGGAGAAAGCUGUUUGUUCAUCCCAGCAGUAGCUGAAGAAGUACACAUCCGAUUGUGUUGCCAUAUUCCAGUCGUUUGACUCAGUUUUACAGUCAGCUUUUAAAGCCAAUAAUCUGAGACAUAAACUGCUGACGAAUUACCCUGGAACCAACGAGAACUGAAAUGUAACAUGCAGAUGCACAAAUGAAUAAAUAAACAGCUGUUUAAAUAAACCUGGUUAAUAAUAGACAAAAAAAUAAUAAUAAGAAGAAGAAGUUGUGCUGGUAUAGACUAACACAUGACUAAU
Molecule: messenger RNA, 6993 nt
Organism: Carassius gibelio (silver crucian carp)
Lineage: Eukaryota; Metazoa; Chordata; Actinopteri; Cypriniformes; Cyprinidae
Product: SLAM family member 9-like
Exons: 4
Coding region: 155-1015 (286 amino acids)
Source: RefSeq, a predicted model, not a curated record